Messenger RNA from Magnolia sinica, 1439 nucleotides. Its product is annotated as 18S rRNA (guanine-N(7))-methyltransferase RID2. Gene Ontology annotation, cellular component: nucleolus. The coding region runs from base 172 to 1047 and encodes 291 amino acids. Gene Ontology annotation, molecular function: rRNA (guanine) methyltransferase activity. NCBI's taxonomy places the organism in Eukaryota, Viridiplantae, Streptophyta, Magnoliopsida, Magnoliales, Magnoliaceae. Gene Ontology annotation, biological process: rRNA (guanine-N7)-methylation. The transcript is spliced from 9 exons. The record is from RefSeq and is a predicted model, not a curated record.
CGCCAGAACUUCUAAAACCCUAACCCUUUCAACUUCUCUCUUUCUUUCAUCUUCUCUGUAGUCUCUCUGAUAAAACCCAAUUUAUAUGUUCGUUUUUUAGGCUUUUGGGUUUCUGAUAAAUCGCAAUCCUUUUCAAUUCGAAUCCAAAAACAUCACGAUUUUCUAGUAACAAUGCCGUCGUCAAGGCCGGAGCUUAAAGCCCCUCCGGAGUUCUUCUACAACGAAGAGGAAGCUCGGAAAUACACCACUUCAUCACGUAUAAUCGAAAUUCAGGCGAAGCUUACGGAGAGAGCAUUGGAGCUUCUUGCUUUGCCAGAUGAUGGGAUUCCUAGAGUUCUACUUGAUAUAGGUUGUGGGUCAGGACUUAGUGGGGAGACACUCUCUGAGAAUGGGCACCAUUGGAUUGGCCUAGAUAUCUCGCAAUCGAUGCUUGAUGUUGCCUUGGAGCGGGAAGUGGAAGGUGAUCUUUUGCUUGCAGACAUGGGUCAGGGUUUAGGCUUGCGACCUGGCGUUGUUGAUGGUGCCAUAAGUAUCUCUGCAGUUCAGUGGUUAUGCAAUGCCGACAAGGCUUCCAAUGAGCCCAGAUUGAGGUUAAAGGCUUUCUUUGGAUCUCUAUAUAGAUGCCUGACGAGGGGAGCCAGAGCAGUUUUGCAGCUGUAUCCUGAAAAUGAAGCCCAGCUUGAGAUGAUAACUACUUCUGCAAUGCGUUCUGGAUUUGCAGGUGGCGUGGUUGUUGACUUCCCUCAUAGUACGCGGGCAAAGAAGUACUUCCUUGUUCUCACAUGUGGCCCACCGUCCCUAAGCACGGCUCUUCCAAAGGCUAAAGGUGAAGAAGGCGAGAGUUGCAGUGACGAUGAUAGCAGUGAUGAAGAGAAUCAUACUGUCACUAUUUCAGAUAGGCAUAGGCCAAGGAAAAAGAUGAAAGUAAACAAGAAGGGGAAAGGGAGAGAAUGGGUGCUGAAGAAGAAGGAACAGAUGAGGAGAAAAGGGCAUAGCCUGCCUCCUGAUACGAAAUACACGGCCCGCAAACGAAAGUCUCGCUUCUGAUCUAUUCUCAACUUGUGAAGUCAUUUGGCGGCAAUUUUUUUUUGGUAAAACAUUAUUUUUCUUUUUAUUAGGAAAUGUUGGUUCAUGUAGAAUCAUACCAAUGGCAAAAAAUUGUUUUUGUUUUUUCUCUCCCCAUUUUGCAAAACACAAUUUUGCCCUUUGGAUGGUAGAAGAAAAUACUGCUGUCAGUACUCGAUGGGAAAAGGUCACCAAUGACCAAACUUGAUGUGUAGGAUAGUCAAAUCUGCUUGAUGGUGCACAGUGGUCCAUCCAUGGUGGGGCCCACUGGACCGAUGGUCCAGGUCAUUGGAAGUUGUCCAAUUUGAGUGCAGGACACCAAAUAAGCAAAUUAGCAUGUUGUGCUCUGAUUAGACCCCCAUGAUUUCAUAGUA